AUGGCUGCCGGCCUCCAAGCCAUAUUGGCAGCACAGCAAGUGUUUCAUGUGCGUCCAAAAAACCCAAACGUGUGGUGCACAAAAAGCCACCAACAACCAAAACCAAACAAACACAACAAACAACAACCAAACCGUCCCCUGGACUUAGGACCCCCACCCCCCCCCCUGCUUCCAGAGGCAAGUCCGGGGGGGGGAUGCAACCUAACAUCCGGACCGGGCCAACUAAUCCUUCCUCCCUGUCUUCGAAGUGAGGGUUUUCCCACUCCCAUUCUCUCUCCCCUCGAACAAGAGUCCCUCUCGCUUAGGCCUCCCCCUCCUCUCCUCAAAUCUAUCCUCUAG
This is a messenger RNA of Dicrocoelium dendriticum, 339 nucleotides long. Lineage: Eukaryota; Metazoa; Platyhelminthes; Trematoda; Plagiorchiida; Dicrocoeliidae. The record is from the annotation of a GenBank genome assembly.